This is a messenger RNA of Brenthis ino (lesser marbled fritillary), 498 nucleotides long. Lineage: Eukaryota; Metazoa; Arthropoda; Insecta; Lepidoptera; Nymphalidae. The record is from the annotation of a GenBank genome assembly.
AUGAGUGAGCUUGCCAAGAUUGGCAACCGUGAGUGGGUGGGCUAUGGCUACAACGGCCAACCUAACUACGCAGAUAGGCCUGACUUCCCCCUACCCGCUGUCAGGUUCCGUGCUGAGACACCUGACAUCAAGGUUCUCCGUGAAAAAGAAAAGGGUGAUUGGCGCAAACUGACCCUAGAAGAGAAGAAAGCCCUCUACCGGGCUUCCUUCUGCCAGACCUUUGCUGAGUUCCAAGCACCUACCGGAGAGUGGAAGGGCGUUCUCGGCUGGUCGCUGUGCCUCGCUUCAUUAUCUCUUUGGAUCUACAUGGCAAUGAAGAUGUUUGAAGGCGCAGCUCCGGCGCAUGCUGGACCUGAAGGUCAACCCCAUAGAUGGGCUCUCCUCCAAGUGGGACUACGAGAACAACCGCUGGAAGUAAACUUAUGGCGUCUCCCAUGGUGCUUGCUGGGUGUCGCUGCUGGCGGUAGAGUAGACGGUGUUGAUAUUUGUAAAUCUAUU